Micropterus dolomieu (smallmouth bass) is the source of this 1719-nucleotide messenger RNA. It is a transcript of the gene ssc4d, whose product is annotated as scavenger receptor cysteine-rich domain-containing group B protein. Gene Ontology annotation, cellular component: membrane. The transcript is spliced from 11 exons. NCBI's taxonomy places the organism in Eukaryota, Metazoa, Chordata, Actinopteri, Centrarchiformes, Centrarchidae. Bases 1 to 1719 code for a protein of 572 amino acids. The record is from RefSeq and is a predicted model, not a curated record.
AUGGUCAGUCAGGCAGCCAUGCGAGGCCAGCGCGUGGCGGAGAGCGAGUGUAGGUGCUGGAACCCGGCCGUCUGGCUCCUGGUGUCCCUGCUGGGUUCCCUAGUCUUGGUUGCCGUCAGUGUGCUGCUGCGAUUUGGAGACAUAAAAAUAAACAGACGGGCUGUAUCCACCAAUGGCGUGCAAAGCCUGGUAAAGACGCAGUACCAAGUACAACUGGUGAAUGGACGUAACAGGUGUGAGGGUAGAGUGGAGGUGCGCUACAAUGAAUCAUGGGGCACAGUGUGUGACGACGACUGGGACAUGGUGGAUGCCAACGUGGUGUGUCGGCAGCUGGGCUGCGGAGUGGCUGUGGCAGUGGGCAGCAGCUCUCAGUUUGGACAAGGCAUGGGGCUGAUCCUGCUGGAUAAUGUGGACUGCAGAGGAAGUGAAACAGACCUCAGCCAGUGCCGUAGUCUGGGCUGGGGCAUCCACAAUUGUUAUCACUAUGAGGAUGUGGGUGUCACCUGCAGAGAACUAGCAAUGGUGGGGGCAAGAGGUUUUGAGGAUCGCACCACACCGCCCCAGGAGAACUCCGGUUUACGAGAUGGCACCAUCCGUCUGGCAAAUGGACAGAAUACCUGCCAAGGCCGGGUAGAGAUCUACUACCAGGGAAACUGGGGCACAGUGUGUGAUGAUGACUGGGUCCUCAGCAAUGCCCAGGUGGUGUGCCAGCAGAUGGGCUGCGGUACUGCCGUCUAUGCACACACCAACUCCUACUUUGGCUAUGGGACUGGCCUGAUUCUCCUGGACAAUGUCAACUGCUACGGCACUGAACAGGACCUGACUAAAUGCAAAAGCCUGGGAUGGGGCAAACACAACUGUGGACAUCAUGAGGAUGCUGGGGUCACCUGCACUGCAACAAAUAAAGUUCCAGUCACCAAGGCACCAAGUACAACAACUGUUACAACAACAACAACAACAACAACAACUGCCCAGACAAAAAGCACAUCAGGCAUUCGUGUGAUGAAUGGUAACAGUAGCUGCCAGGGUCGUGUAGAGGUCCUCUACAGAAAUGUUUGGGGGACGGUGUGUGAUGAUGACUGGGACAUGACUAACGCCAACGUGGUGUGUAGGCAGCUUGGAUGUGGCCCAGCUAUUGCAGCCAAGGCCCAGGCCUACUUCGGCUACGGUGUGGGUCCGAUCCUGCUAGACAAUGUGGAAUGUAGCGGCUUUGAAACAGAGCUGUCUCAGUGCUUUCACCUGGGCUGGGGUCAGCACAACUGUGGCCAUCACGAAGAUGCUGGAGUUAUCUGUGCACCUCCUGGUCCUCAGUUGGCGUCCUCUUUUGAAUUCUACAUUGCAAAUGGACGUGACUUUAGAGUACCAGAAAGCACACCUACCACUACCACACAACCCUCUGAAGGAAUGGUGAGGCUGGUGGGUGGCCAGCACCGAUGUGAGGGUCGAGUAGAGAUGUACUUAAAUUCUGGAUGGGGAACAGUGUGCGAUGAUGCUUGGGAUCUCCCUGACGCUCAGGUUGUGUGUCGCCAAAUGAGUUGUGGACAGGCCACGGCGGCUUGGGGACAAGCUUUCUUCGGGCCCGGCACAGGAACAAUCCUGCUGGACAAUCUUAAGUGCAGUGGUGCAGAGGUCUCCCUGCAGGGGUGCUCCCAUAUAGCCUGGAAUGUGCACAAUUGUGACCACUCUGAAGAUGCUGGUGUCACCUGCUCACUGUCGUGA